Messenger RNA from Fusarium odoratissimum NRRL 54006, 1254 nucleotides. RefSeq lists its product as uncharacterized. The transcript is spliced from 2 exons. The coding region runs from base 1 to 1254 and encodes 417 amino acids. The record is from RefSeq and is a predicted model, not a curated record. Lineage: Eukaryota; Fungi; Ascomycota; Sordariomycetes; Hypocreales; Nectriaceae.
AUGGCUACGAAGGUCAUUACCAUCUGCUUCACCGCCAUGCGUGUAUCGACAGGCCUUCACAUCAGUCUUGUAGCUACGGCUGUCGCUGCUCUUAUGCUCGAGGCUACUGGUACCAGGUUUCGCGACAUCGCGGCAGUUUCAAUUCAACGAGCCUCAGGUUCAAGUCCUUACACAAUCCUUCCUGCUUCAUUGCGAGUUGCUAGAGUCAGCGUAUUUGGUGUGCUGCACGCUUCGAUCAUUAUUCUAGGGACAAUUAUUCUAGUCGCUUCGACCUUUACGUCCACGAUACUGCUAACGGACCUGGAGAACGUCAAUAUCGCUGGACCUAUGCAGACAAAGCUUCUUCCAAUUGGACUCGGACCGAUUACUACCUUAUCUGCGAAUGGUGUUCUUCACUACAGGUCCAGUCCUUUUGCGAACUGGCGAUUUGGCGAAAUGAAGUCUGGCGACGUUACCUCGACUGCCGAGAUUGCCGACACCGGAAGUACAUACCGUGCUCUUCUACCCUACAUGAAGGAGGAGUCUAGAACAUUGUUGGAGCACUACACUGGGCCAGGGCUGGUGGGUAACUUCAGAACAAAUGAAUUCCGCUUUCAAGCCCUGCUACCAACCAAAUGGAAUGAAAGCCACGCAGCUACCCUUCCACUCUCGCUCGCUAAUAGUUACCACGCUGGUCCCCCCGGGGAUCUAGGUCUUACAGAUCCCCUCUCAGGCCGUAACUUCAGGUUCAUCCCCCUGCUGCUUCUCAAGUCCAGUCCUAUUCUGCUGCAUGGAUUUGGGCACCUAGAUUUAGGUGGCGAGACUGAUGAGAGCAAAGCUAUGGACAAGAUUGAUCAGCUGAAAGGAUUAAGGACAAAUAUGGACGGUCAUUGGACAACAGCUUCGUUAAAGAAUGGUACCGAAGUGUUCAGUGUGACAUUAUGUUUUGUCGCGGAUAAUGCACCGGAGCUUCACGAAAUUACUAUGACUGGGAUGGCUAUCCCAUCUGAGCCCACAGUCGAGUGGCAGAGGAACGGCCCUUGGAAGAGUAGUCAGCAACUGCGGAAACAGCUUGGCGUUGGAGUUCUCAACAAAGGCUACAGGAGACGACAUAUUAUGCAGCUUGAGAUCGGAGUGCAUGACUCGAAAUACUCAAAAUCAAUGACGGAGCACAAGAACUUUGCUCUUGAACAAGCGCUGUUGGGGUACCCACCCCAAGGAUGCUGGGCAAUGACAAACUACAAGGAUCUCUAUGAGGAAGAUUGGAUCGAUUAG